GCGAACCGUCGAGCAGCCGACGCGCGGGCGCACCGAGGAUGUCCGCGAUCACGAUCUCGAUCGCGUCGGCGCCCGCGCGCGCGCGCGCCCGCGCGACGACGACGACGACGACGAUGCGCGCGAAGAUGAAUCUUCGAGCGUGUUCGACACCUUCGGGGGCGACGCGCGAGGCGCGAGCGAUGAAGAUCAUCGCGCGCGCGGGGGAAGAAGAGGGUGAAACUGUUGAGACUGAAGAAGAAGUGCCCGAAGUUGAAGUCGUCGAGGACGACGAAGAAGUCGCAGGAGGUGCGGAAGAAGAGGAGACCGCGUUGAGCGCGCUCGUCGGUCGACUCGAGGUCGUCGUCGGCGAUAACGCCGACGCAGCGGAGCUUGUGGCCUCCCUCAAGGGAGAAAUCGGUGAUGCAAACGCAAAGAUGGUCGGUAUGGAAGACCAAGUGGCCGCGAUGAAGGAUCAAUACUUGCGUUUGAACGCAGACUUCGACAACUUCCGCAAGCGAACGCUCAAGGAAAAGGAGAACCUCGCGAGCAGCGCCAAGGGGGACUUUGUCAAGGCUCUCUUGCCCGUGCUCGAUAACUUUGACCUCGCAGAGAAGAAUAUCAAGGGUUCGACCGAAGGUGAGGAGAAGAUAUUGACGGGAUAUCAAAACAUGCACAAGCAGUUGAUGGAAAUUCUUUCAUCGCAAGGCCUCCAAGUCGUCGCGGGCGUCGGUGAACCGUUCGACCCGAACGACCAUGAGGCUAUCAUGCGGGAAGAGAACGACGAGAUGGAUGAAGAUACCAUCAUUGAAGAAUUCAGAAAGGGCUAUAAGAUCGGUAGUAGCCUCAUCCGUGCUUCGAUGGUGAAGGUUUCGACCAAGCCGUAAAAGCUCACCGACGCCCGUCGCGACGCUUUUAUAUAUACUAGGACUCAUUUCAAUUCAUUCAUCCAUUA
This is a messenger RNA of Ostreococcus lucimarinus CCE9901, 931 nucleotides long. RefSeq names its product chloroplast GrpE-like protein (gene CGE1). Gene Ontology annotation, molecular function: adenyl-nucleotide exchange factor activity; protein homodimerization activity; protein-folding chaperone binding. The record is from RefSeq and is a predicted model, not a curated record. The transcript is spliced from 2 exons. Gene Ontology annotation, biological process: protein folding. Lineage: Eukaryota; Viridiplantae; Chlorophyta; Mamiellophyceae; Mamiellales; Bathycoccaceae. Bases 39 to 863 code for a protein of 274 amino acids.